This is a messenger RNA of Cololabis saira (Pacific saury), 4069 nucleotides long. It is a transcript of the gene txndc11, whose product is annotated as thioredoxin domain containing 11. The transcript has 13 exons. Bases 224 to 2794 code for a protein of 856 amino acids. Lineage: Eukaryota; Metazoa; Chordata; Actinopteri; Beloniformes; Belonidae. The record is from RefSeq and is a predicted model, not a curated record.
GUGGUUGCGGAAGUGAGAAGUCUACGUGGGGAAGAAAGGUUGGUCCUGAGUGUGUUUGAACCGUUUGAACACCUUGCAGACAAACUGCACUCAUGUCCAAUCCAGGCCGUCUGCGCCCCAGUCCAACGAGUCUCCCUCCUCCCCUAAGUUAAGCAAAUGGACGCGCGGAGCCGCGGCCCGGGGGCGUCUAGAUGAGCGGGGCGGCCGGGGAGGAGGAGCGGUAAUGCUGCGCCGGGCGCGGCGGAGUCUCCGGCAGGUGCUGCUCGUGAUGGCCCGCAGACCCGAGCUGCUGUGCGGGGCGCUGGGGCUGGGCGUGCUGCUGCUGCUGGCGCUCAGGCUCACAUGCGGCCGUGCUAAGGAUGUGGUGGCAGCAGCUCAGCCUCCUGUGCGGUUCUUCUCUGCUGAUGCACCAAUAGUGGAUCUCUACUUGGGUCAACUAGAUCAGGUAGAGCGUCUCAGGAGCAUGGCCGAGGUGUCUCUUAUUUUCUUCUAUGCUCCGUGGUGCGCUCACUCUAUGGCUGCCCGGCAGGAAGUGCAUCAGGUUGCUACGAAGCUAGCCAAACAGGUGCAGUUUGUGGCUGUGAACUGCUGGUGGAGUCAGGGUAAAUGCAGGAGACAAAACCGCCUCUACCAGUACCCCGUCAUCCAUCUGUUUUACAGGAGGUUUGGACCAAUAGAAUACAGAGGUCCAUUUGUAGCUCCGUAUGUGGAAAGUUUUGUCCUCAGAGUCAUCACACCACUGACGUACCUCCCGUCAAGAAUACACCUUGAGGAGUUCCUCUCCUGUCAUGAGCCUCGUGUCGUGGGUUUCUUCCAGUUUAACUCCUCUCCACAGCCACCAGGGUACAUCACAUAUCUGUCCUCUGCCUUGCAGGCCUUAAGAAGGGAUUUCCACGGUGUUGUGCGCUUUGGAAUCGUGACCAGCAAGCAUGUGGCGGAGGCCAUCGCAGUUCAAGAGGAUGAGACUGUUUACCUGCACAGAAGAUUUAACUCCUCUGUGGUUUUCCCUCGAAAGAAGCGUAACUUUACCUCAGAGGCCAUCUGUAGCUGGGUGUUCGAACACCAAGAGACCGUCCUGCGCUGGCUGCACCCCCCAGGAACAAAGUCCCGUUUAUUGGAGCGAGAGCUGACAAAAGGCCCAGCGCUGCUGCUGUUCCUGCCACACAACCCACUGGGAUCUGAACCAAGUCCCGUACUCCAGCAGGUUGCUGAUAUUGCUGUGCGGUAUCAUUCCUGUGACCAUUCCAGAUGGGAUAAGAGCUCCACCUCCCUCCCCCCCUGCUGCCAGUCAGUUGUUCUCCCAGAUUCAAGCACGAAUGUGUGCGAGGUUUGCCUCAGCUUGUCGUGGCCGAGCCUCCCCACCGCCUCCCAUCACUGCUUGUUCCCUUCUGUGACACAGGGGGCAGACGUUUUGCACACGUAUCUCAGAAACUGUUGUCUCCACCAACUACCUUCUUCCAUCACCAUGAAAACUGCAACCUCAGUGAGCUGCACCAAUUUUCUGAACAGCUACAGUCCUUUUAGUCAAUUCAGUGCCUGCUGCAGAAAAAUAGAACGUCAGCUUAACGAAUCACAAGCCAAAGAGGAGCCAGACGUUCAAAGAGCUCACCUCACACCUCCUUCCUCCUUCAUCCCUCCAACCUCUAACCCUCAGCUGAACAGAGACGGCAUCACAGGGCUAAGGUGUCAAACCAACAGGACACUCAGGUUUUAUGUGCUGGAUGUUGCUCUCAACUGGCCUUUGGCUGUGAGACUUGGAGCAUCAAGCAACAGAAGUGCUUUCCAGCACCCAGAGGCUUCUUCACAAGGCGACGGGUCCUUCGCAGCUAUCGUGAACCUAAAGGAUGAGGUUCAUUAUGUUCUCCAGCGCAGCCCAGCAGCCACACUGACAGAGUCUCUGGAGGCCUUCAUCAGGAACUUCAGUUCUCCGUACAGCUUCUUGCAGAGACACUUGGUUGGAGAGGAGGACAGGAAGGGAAGUGAAGAGGAUGCCAGGCAUCCAGACAAACACCAGCACUCUCCUCCACGCGUCCUCAUCACAGAGCUGACUACUUCCUCUUUCCUGUCCUCUGUCAUGGACCUUCACAAGGACGUGCUGCUAUUUUACUACACUCAGUGGUGUGGGUUCUGCUCUGUUCUGAACCACGUUAUCGUUCAGCUGGCAAGAUUAUUGCAGGGAAACAGCACCAUCACCGUAGCCAGGGUGAAUGUGGCCCGUAAUGACCUUCCGUGGGAGUUCAUGGUGGAUCAUGUUCCUUCAAUACUUCUGUUUCCCAAAUACAGAAAACAUCUUAGCGUGAAGUAUCCUGACCACCUCCCGAUCACGCUGCCCAACCUCCUCCAGUUCCUCCUGCAGCACUCUGGCUCUGACCAAAACACAGACCAACCAUCUGCUGAAGCUCCGGAGUCGGGUGCCAGUGCCAUCCUCCACAAAGAAUUUCUGACUCUCCAGCGGGAAGUACAGUCGCUGCAUCACGCCCGCGAGCGUCUCUCCCAACAGCUGGCGCAACUCUGGCGUGACAACCGACAGCUAAAGUUUGGGGUUCGCAGCAGUGAAGAACGGUUGGAAGCGCAGCACCGGGAGAAAAGCCGGCAGCUCAGGGAGGCGGUGAGGCGACUGCAGGAGCUAGCAGACACCUCUGAAACCCUGCUAAAUGAAAACACGCUGCUCAGGGUCCUGCUGAGGGCGCUGAAGGACAGGACAGAGGCUAAAGAGCACGGUGAGGUGGACAGAAAACACACAGAGAAAAGAACAGAAACAGAAGAACAGAAAAGAAGCCAUCUAGCCUCCUGAGUACAAGUCUGCAGGGGAUGAUAUAAAUGAGAGGAGGAAACUGGGCCUGGAAAUGAAGGAAGACCCGGACUGGAGGAGGAAACAAAAGCUGUGACAUGAUGGGAGGAUUCUAAAUCUCAUGCAGGAGGUCACGUAAAGCGCGCAAGGGGAACAAGCCAGUUCACGUCCUGUUGAGAGAGAAGGAGGAUGUGAUGAUUAACACGUCUUUAAGCUUUAUCUUAGUCAGGACCUAAUAGAAAAAGCUCAAGAGAAAAGGUGGAUAAUUGAUGCAGUGAAAGACAGAGCGUUAAGCUUUUCCACUGAUGGAGACACUAGUUUGGUAAUUCAGUCCUAACUGUCCGAUUAAAGCGUCUCAAUUUGUAUGCUUCCUUUGCAGGAAGUGGGUUUAAGGGUGAAGAAAUUGUAAUCUUGUGCCAGGGUCAAAGUCCAAGAAUAAUAAAGACUUGGAGAGAAAAUUGGUUGAUAUAGCUCAUAGCCAGUAACUGGCUCAGAGAAUUAACCUUUAAUUUGUGGACUUUCCAGCACUAAUUCCAGUUAUUUCUUUUCAACUUUCAUAUCAAAAGCAGUGCCAUUAAAGGAAAGAUGUGUUAAUUUUGUUUGUUGAAGUGUAUUGUUUCUUUCAUAACAACUAAAGUGGGACAGUUUAAUGUGGGUGUGCAACAAGAGAAAGUGGAAAUUAUACUAAAAAACGGAGGAAGUGCAGAACAAGACAAAGUCCUGGUUCUCCUGCCUCUUAGGUGAAUGAAGGGUCAGGGCUUUUUUAACGGCACCUAGUUUGUGUUCAUCACCUGCCCGAGAAUUUAAUGUGUGCUGAUGUUUUAUUUUCUGUUUUUUGAGUUACAUUUGUACUUAUUUUCAGCUGCAUUGGAAAUGUCUUUGUUUUCUCUCAUUUCCAUACAAGAUUUCCAUACAAGAAUCAACACAUUAGACACUUCUGUGCUACAUGAUUAUUUUUAAUCUAAUUUUCCUUUCUGAUUAGGACCAGGCUGCACAGACCUUCCUUGUAAUUUGCAGUAAAGAUUUUCCUGGAAAUGAGUGAAUGAAGCUGAGAAACAGCACCUGCUCACACGAUGUUACAGUGAGCUUAAAAAAAACAUGGAAGUAACUUUCUUAAUUUAAGGGUUUGUUAAUGGGUUCGCUACACUGAUCUAUUUUUACAGACAGAGUCACUAGAAUAUUUCUAUGUAACUAUUCAGGUAUUAAGAUUGAGAUGCUGCAAUUGUUUACAUGUGAAAUAUUGCACCUGUUUUUACUGAUUAAAAAAUUUUCAUCUUA